Messenger RNA from Verticillium nonalfalfae, 1545 nucleotides. RefSeq lists its product as uncharacterized. Gene Ontology annotation, biological process: transmembrane transport. The coding region runs from base 1 to 1545 and encodes 514 amino acids. Gene Ontology annotation, molecular function: transmembrane transporter activity. Gene Ontology annotation, cellular component: membrane. The transcript has 2 exons. Lineage: Eukaryota; Fungi; Ascomycota; Sordariomycetes; Glomerellales; Plectosphaerellaceae. The record is from RefSeq and is a predicted model, not a curated record.
AUGUCAACAUCUCCUGCCGCAAUCUCCAGUAACAAGCCGACCAUGGAGAAGACUGAGCAGGCAGGGGAGGUCACUGCCGAUCAGGCACUUGCCCAGCUUGGAUAUACCGCGGAGCUGCCCAGGAAUAUGGGCAUGCUGAGUAUUCUCGGCUUAUCAAUCGCCAUCAUGUCUGUCCCGUUGGGCAUCUCGACAACCAUGUACAUCUCGUUGACAGAUGGACAGUCAGUGACAGCCCUCUACGGCUGGUUACUGGUCUCCAUAGUGUCCUUGUGCACUGCUGCGUCCAUGGCCGAAAUAUGCGCCGUGUACCCGACAGCCGGUGGUGUUUAUUACUGGUCAGCCGUCUUGUCCACACGUCAAUGGGCUCCGCUGGUGAGCUGGAUAGAUGGCUGGCUUGGCCUUGUCGGUAACUGGACCGCGGCUCUGAGCAUUAACUUCUCCGGUGCCCAAGUCAUCCUUAGUGCAAUUACUCUCUGGAAAGAGGAUUACGUGCCAAACCAGUGGCAGACAGUCCUUACUUUCUGGGCUUUGACCGUCGUUUGUGUUGCGUUCAACCUGCUAGGCACCAGGUUUCUCAACACCCUGAAUCAAAUCUGCAUCUAUUGGACUAUAGCGUCCGUGGUCAUCAUCUCGGUUACUGUACUGGUCAUGGCAGAUGCCCGGCGGAGUGCUGAGUUUGUCUUUACUCACUAUGACGCUUCUGCAUCUGGUUGGCCGACCGGUUGGGCUUUUUUCGUAGGGUUGCUUCAAGGAGGAUACACCAUGAUCGGUUACGGUAUGGUCGCUUCAAUGUGUGAAGAGGUACCGAAUCCUCACCGAGAGGUCCCAAAGGGCUUAGUCCUCUCCGUUCUCGCCGCGGGCAUAACCGGCUUGGUUUAUCUGAUUCCUAUCCUUUUUGUGCUCCCUGAAGUGUCGCUGUUACUUUCCGUCGCCAACGGUCAACCCAUCGGCCUUCUCUUCAAGAUCGUUACCGGCUCAGCUGCCGGCGGCUUCGGUCUCCUGUUCCUUCUACUGGGUAUUCUCUUGUUUGCUGGUGUUGGCGCCAUCACUGCAGCUUCCCGGAUUACCUACGCCUUUGCCCGCGACAAAGCGAUUCCUGGACAUCAUAUCUGGAGCCGCGUAGAUAGGCGACUAGGAGUCCCAGUCUGGUCGCUCAUGCUGACGGCCGCGGUCAACGCCCUUCUCGCAUGCAUCUAUUUCGGUUCAUCGGCUGCUUUCAAUUCCUUUACAGGAGUGUGCACCGUCUGUCUAUCCACCUCAUAUGGGCUCCCGGUUUUUGUUAGUGUGUUGCGAGGCCGACGCGCCGUGGCUAACUCCCCUUUCAGCCUUGGGAGGUUAGGUCUGUCUAUCAACAUGAUCUGCAUCAUAUGGAUCGCCUUCUCGAUGGUCAUUUUCUGCAUGCCUGUGGCCCUGCCAGUGGAUGCGUCGACGAUGAACUACGCCAGCGUCGUGUUCGCAGGCUUCGCAGGUGUAAGUUUGCUGUGGUAUCUUGCGUACGGUCGGCAGCACUUCCACGGCCCACCCCUGCUGGAGGGAGAUCUGUGA